Acanthisitta chloris (rifleman) is the source of this 1002-nucleotide messenger RNA. It is a transcript of the gene SAMD3, whose product is annotated as sterile alpha motif domain containing 3. The record is from RefSeq and is a predicted model, not a curated record. The coding region runs from base 1 to 1002 and encodes 333 amino acids. The transcript has 6 exons. Lineage: Eukaryota; Metazoa; Chordata; Aves; Passeriformes; Acanthisittidae.
AUGUUAGUAGUUGGCAUGGCUAGGUCCUGCCAUGGGACGUCCAGCUGGGGACUGCAGGUGCUAUGGAAACGGGCCCUUAAAGAUCGUUUCAAAUAUGUGCGGAGACCCGUUGAAGAUGAUGAGCAAGUCCUGAGGAACAAAUGCAAGUUUGGCCACAAGAGAGGACAAACCAGAAAAUCUUCAUUUGUUGAAAACAAACUUGAUGAUCUUCGGGUGAAGGUAGAGGAAGAACCUGUUCAUCUUGAAGGCAGUACAAUGGAUUUGCAUACUAAGUGGCUUAAGCAAGAAUAUAUGAAAACUCAGAGAAACUGGAAAGAAGUUGAUAACAGAAUGAAUGUGACGAUAGGAAUACGGAGAAAAAUGAUCAACAACAAGGCACCUUUAAAAGAUAUUCUUAGACUAUUUCCUUUCUUAAGAUGCCCUUAUCAGCUUUUUAGGGAGUUCCAGCUUCUCACACACAUGGACAUUUAUAAGAAAACAGUCGAGAUUUUGGAGAUUUAUUCAGAAAGCAUAUUGUCCUUGUAUGUGGUGAGGAAUAAUCCAAUUAACAUUAUGCUGCAAGAAAAUCUGAAGCAGUACACAGAGGAAGACAUUCUGAAAUAUAUGAAAAUGACUGCUGCAUGUUUACUCCUGCCAGAUGUCUUUGGAGAUGAUUCCAGUCUGUUUGCUGUGGUGAACGAGGAGGUAAAGGCAGUGACACCAGUGUUGGAAGUAAAGAAUCCCUUCAACAUGAAUUCAUGUGAGUUUGCACUGUACAUAGAAAGAGAAGAGCUAGCCCAGCUCGAUGACUGCACCAUGGCCCUGGCGGCGCUGCUGGCUGCAUUUCAUGUAUUUAAUAUCCCAUGCCCAAAGAGAAUCCACAGGACUCUGAACUUCCUGGAGUCCCUGGUCUUUGAGGUGAGGAACCCAGUAUCCCUGCCCAUCCAGGCAAAGGCAGAGCUGGAGGCUCCCAAGUAUCCAAUACCUGAUAGUGCACCCAGCACUCCUCUUGGGAGCAUUUGA